This is a messenger RNA of Thlaspi arvense, 936 nucleotides long. Lineage: Eukaryota; Viridiplantae; Streptophyta; Magnoliopsida; Brassicales; Brassicaceae. The record is from the annotation of a GenBank genome assembly.
AUGAUGUCCGCUCAGGCGAACCCCUGGUUCUCCAAUGGCCGAUCUUCAAGCUCGAAUCCAGGCAAUCCCAACCCUCCCUCCCCACCUCCUCAUCUCCCUCCUGACCCACCAGAUUCACCUUCCCUCGAUCCAACCCUUUUUUCUCCUCUCUCUUCUCCUAAACCCCUAUCUUCUCUUGUUCUAAAAGCAAAUUUGCAAAUUGGUUCUACUUUGAAACCCGCAGAUUUUGCCCCCUCUUCUCCUCUUACUAUCCUAACAGCAGUGGAAAUUGGUUCAUUGCUAAAAAAGUUCACUACUGUUCAUCCGUUAUCUGGAAAUGAAAAUUCUAGGUCACAAAUAACUAUUCAAAAGGGGAUCUCAAAACCUUUCACCUCUGAAGCUAAUUUUGAAGUUUCUGCUACUUUGGACGCUGAUGAAGUUUUCCAGAGAGGCUCUGCCCUUCACAAAGAAUUCAUAGUUGGCUAUUUCUGUGGAAACUGUCCAUCUUAUGGGCUGGUUCAGAGUUUCCUCAACGAUAUGUGGGGAAAAGGAAAGAAAAUAGAGGUUCACAUGUUUCCCUUGGAAACAAAGAUGUUAGUUCGUAUUCCAAAUGAGUUCAUCAGAUCGAAAGUUCUCCAGAAACAUAUCUGGCAUGUUGAGAUGACAAUGUUCCAUAUCGCUGCUUGGUCUGCUGAGUCUUAUAAUGUCUCGCCGUCUUUGCUCAAAAUCCCAAUAUGGGCCUAUUUAAAAGGAGUUCCAUUUGACCAGAUGCAUAAUGAAGACUUAAGUCCAAUCGCAGGAAAAAUUGGUGAGCCAAUAGAGAUGGAUGAUUGGACAAAAGAACUCACCAAUGUUUGUGUUGCCCAUGUUAAAGUUGCAGCAAAUCUCUCAAAAACUCUUUCCAUGACUAUGGAGCUGCUUAGACAAAGCAGCAAAGUCUUCAAUGUCACUGUCUAG